Messenger RNA from Schistocerca americana (American grasshopper), 1206 nucleotides. RefSeq lists its product as uncharacterized. The record is from RefSeq and is a predicted model, not a curated record. The transcript is spliced from 3 exons. The coding region runs from base 69 to 758 and encodes 229 amino acids. Lineage: Eukaryota; Metazoa; Arthropoda; Insecta; Orthoptera; Acrididae.
GACAAGUCAAUGAGGAUGUUCUGCUCGUUCCCAGUGAAGAAAGGGAGAAUCAUUAUUACAUUGUUAAUAUGGCUGUUCUUGUUUGCACUUGUUGCCAAGGCAAUACAGGGAAGAUCUGCAAACAUAUAGACUGGGGCAGUACUGUUUUACCAUCAGGAAACUACAGGGAGGUGAUUGAUAGUGACAGUAUACGCAGACUGUAUUAUUUUAUUGCUACAAAUGAGGAGCCUCCUGAAGGGUGGCUAGAGCCUCUGUAUUGCUCUCAGAAUGCAGGGGCUUCAAGUUCUUCGGAACGUUUGGAGCAAAUGGACACAGGUUUGCUCUGUGAAAGCCAAGAAGAGAUGCCAGAGACACUUCACAUGGAGACAGUUCCAGACAAUAGAAAUAAUAAUUUAAUCGACGAGAUAAAAGCUCGUCUCAUAGAUUUUUCAAAUAAAUCCCCUGAGGAAAUGAGGAAAGGCCUUGAAGUCAUGUGCGAAAAAUUGAGAAAGCUUAAAACGCCAUCUGCAUGUGCAUCUUAUUUGGCAAAUUUUGGUGAAGGAAAAUCUAGAAAAAAUCGUGGUAACUAUAUUCCCGUUCAGCCCACUGCAAUAAGCAGAAGAAAAAACAAGUUGGCAGGUCGCAGAUGUCAUCCGGGGGGAAGACAAAGACCACACUCUAAGCAAAGCAAGGAAUUUGUAAAGACAGUAGAAAUUUCUGAAAUGGCUACCUUUCCAUCACCAGCUACGCAAUCAUCCCAGUCAGCUUCAGACUUUUGAGGGUGCGUGACUGUUUACUGCAGCAUAGUGUGUAGGAUUUUCUUAAUCUGAGAUCCAACGUAAUGGAACUAUUAAGGGAAUGAUUGUAGUAAUUAAGUUUUUUCUUAAAGCUCAGGCCUAGCCUGACUGCUGAAAUAUAUUAAGUUUUUUUGUUGUAGCUCUGGUCUGACCCGAUUAUUCCCGGCGGGGUCAGGGAUUUUCUCUGCCUCGUGAUGACUGGGUGUUGUGUGAUGUCCUUAGGUUAUUUAGGUUUAAUUAGUUCUAAGUUCUAGGGGACUGAUGACCAUAGAUGUUAAGUCCCAUAGUGCUCAGAGCCAUUUUCUAACCCGAUUAUUGAAAUAAGUUUUUUCUUAAAGCUCAGACCAAACUUACUAUUGAAAUAUAGAAGUUCUUCUUUAAAUUGAGAUAUCCCAACAAUGUGGAUACUUAUUGUGUAUGUUGCACAAGU